Molecule: messenger RNA, 1694 nt
Organism: Drosophila melanogaster (fruit fly)
Lineage: Eukaryota; Metazoa; Arthropoda; Insecta; Diptera; Drosophilidae
Gene: Best3
Product: bestrophin 3
Exons: 4
Coding region: 46-1653 (535 amino acids)
Biological process (GO): transmembrane transport
Cellular component (GO): plasma membrane; membrane
Molecular function (GO): chloride channel activity
Source: RefSeq, marked reviewed
AGCCGUUCGGUAUUAUUAAAGUUUUCCAAUUGACAAUUCUCGAGUAUGACUGUCUCUUACACCGCUGAGGUGGCAACAUGCAGCCAUUUCGGCUGCUUCUGGAAGCUUUUGAUGAGAUGGCGCGCAAGUAUCUACAAGAUAAUAUGGGUGGAUCUUCUGGCAUUCCUGUCCUGCUUCUACUUCAUGGCUGUAAUAUAUCGCUAUGCUCUCAGGGACGUCGAUAAGCCUGUUUUCGAGGACAUUGUGAUGUACUGUCAUAGCUAUAGCAACCUGAUUCCGCUCUCUUUCGUACUGGGAUUUUAUGUGGGCAUUAUCAUAGAACGCUGGUGGAAUCAAUAUAUCACAGUUCCUUGGCCCGAUCCGCUGGCGGUUUAUGUGAGUGCCUUGGUCCGUGGCCAAGAUGAACAUGGUCGUCUGAUGAGACGCACGAUUAUGAGAUAUGUGUGCUUGGCAUUGACUAUGGUGCUCUCGAUGAUAUCGCCAGUUAUAAAGCGUCGCUUUCCAACCUACGAUCAGUUAAUUGAGGUGGGUUUGCUAAACGCCAACGAGGCAAAUAUUAUGAAGGCAAUGGAUGUGAAGUUUCCAAAGCACCCAAAGUAUUGGAUGCCCAUUGUCUGGGCCGCCAGUAUUGUAACAAGGGCUCGAAAGGAAGGUCGAAUUUGGGAUGACUUCUCCCUGAAGUCCAUGAUAGAUGAGCUCAAUAAAUUCCGAGCUGGAUGCAAUAUGCUCAUCCAUUACGAUACAAUCUCAGUGCCACUGGUCUAUACACAGGUCGUCACCCUGGCCGUCUACUCGUACUUUGUGGCCUCGAUAUUUGGUCACCAGUGGAUCGAUCGGGAUAUUAAGCACUACAAUAAUAUUGUUAGUUACUACUUUCCGUUGUUCAGCACUCUGGAGUUUUUCUUCUUCAUGGGCUGGCUUAAGGUGGCCGAGACAUUGAUUUGUCCUUUUGGCGAUGACGACGAUGACUUUGAACUGAACUGGCUGAUCGAUCGCAACUUGCAAGUGAGUUACUUGAUCGUUGAUGAAAUGCACAAUGAUCAUCCGCAGUUGGUGAGGGAUCAGUAUUGGGAUGAGGUGUUUCCCGCUGAGUUGCCAUAUGCCGUGGAGUCCGAUAGGGCCGAACAUCCGGAGGCAUCAACCGCUCGAUUGGGCAUACCAAAAGUUGUCCCCGUGACCAUGACGAAAAGCGAAGUCAGUUUGGAAAACGAUUUUACAGAGUUCGACGAUGAGGAUGAAUACAACCCGGAAGUAACUAUACGAUUUGCCCGCCGGGAGUUCAGUUGGAGCAAAAGUUCAGUAUCGGUAUCGUACUCCUAUGACAACCAGAGUAUUGAUACCCUUGACGAGAAGGUUGAUGAAGAGAACGAGGGAGAUACAAGGACUCUAGAUUCCAGAAACAAGGACGACUUUGACCGUCUAAAGGAGAAGCGGGACAGGGAGCGUGUGAACCGGCAGAUGCAACAAGCCGCCCUCGCCAUGGAGUUGAUUAAAGGGGAUCUGGCUUCGAAUGGAGGAUCAGCUCGAUCAAGUCGUACUAAUGUCCCGCAAAAAAAUUCUGAUGUCCAGACCGACAGAAGCUACUUAAGUCAGAAAAAGAGAAAGGAGGAGGACACGGACAAUGAUAAGGACAGUGACGAAUCUAAGAAAUAACGAAUGAAUCCUUAAAAUGUACAGAAACAAAUUGUGAUUUU